ACAUUUAUACCAAAUUUGGAAUUCACCGUUUUUUGUGGCUUCCAAAUAAUUUUGGCUUAGUAUUAUUUGUUAUAUUUUUUUUUAAAAAAAAUAAACGCGUUUAAAAAUCUUCAAAUUUAAUUGGAGGACUUGAUCAGCCGGGUUUAACGUGAUUUAGAUAAACUUAAAACGUUCCGUCCAAUCUGGGCCAAUCUGGAGUUUGCCGAUUACACCGAUUACACAGAUUUAUUUGAUUUUUUUUACAAAUCGUUAAAUUUGAACGCGGAAGAUCAAAAAAUGUAUAUAUCAUGUGAUCUUCUUUUGUUUAUCGACGUAAUUUAUUGUCUUGCAUUAUCAGCGUUAGAAUCUUUGGUAGUUGUUUAUCAUCAUGCUUUUGUCGUUAAAUUUAUACUCACACCCCAAGGAAAAGGAAUCUCUGAUUCAGAUCUUAUUUAUCAUGGAAUAUUUUUUUUAUCGCUCAUUUAUCAAGUGGCUUUUUGUGUGUACUCAUUAAUCACGAGAAAUUCAAUUCAACUCAUGGCUCUCGUUGUAUUUAAUAUUCUUUCUCUCGCGUAUGCUGGAGUACAAAUUUAUCAACAUAUAAUACUUGAAGAAGAAGGUACUAUUGGAGCAGAAUUUAAACCUGAUGAUAAAUUUAAAACUCCUGAAGAUGCGAGAGAUUUCUUUGUUAAAAGAAUGAGACCAAUUGAAUAUAUUAUCGCUUCAUUAGUGUUAACAUUUUCAAUUUAUUUAAGUUUUUUAUCAUAUAAAUUAACAAAAGAAUUUGGUUGGGAAAAUUAUAAAACUUAUACCGCUGAUUUAAGAGUUCGUAAGGCUUACGUCUCACUUACAAUUUUACAAACUUUAGUAAAAUUAGAUAUAUUUUUUUUAAUAACUUAUGCUAUACAACUUGUUCCAUCAAAAUUAAUUGGUUAUUCCAGAUCAAUAUUUGAAACCGUUUUGGUAUUUGUUAUCGGUUUCUUAUUAUCAUCAUUGGCUUGGUAUUCUGUUGACAAAGAGAUGAAAUAUAUUUUAUUGAUUGUAAUUAAUUUAUGUUGUAUCUCUUUAGCUUAUAUAGUUUAUAGACUUAUUGGUAUUAAUUCUCCUGUACCUGAUGAUACAAUUGAUCCUUAUCAAUUUACGAGAAGACUUUUAACUUUUACUUUAUCCGUUACCUUUGUACUUGUUUGUGCUACUAUUUAUUAUGGUAUUAUUUGUUUUAGAAAUAUGACUCGUGGGAUAUAUAUUUAUACUGUAUAUGGUCUUCCAGGAUCAAAAAAUGAUAAUAAUAUUUCUCCUGAUGAAAUCAGAAAGUCAAAAAGAGCUUCAAAAAAAGCUGAACUCGUUCGUACAUCAACUGCCAUCAGUUUAGAUUAAGGAAGAAGGGAGAAUAGAAAAGGGAAGGAAAAAAUGACAAAAGAAUAUUAAUUUAAUUCGUUUAU
Molecule: messenger RNA, 1421 nt
Organism: Rhizophagus irregularis DAOM 181602=DAOM 197198
Lineage: Eukaryota; Fungi; Glomeromycota; Glomeromycetes; Glomerales; Glomeraceae
Cellular component (GO): Golgi apparatus
Source: RefSeq, a predicted model, not a curated record